Messenger RNA from Lytechinus variegatus (green sea urchin), 2046 nucleotides. Its product is annotated as succinate--CoA ligase [ADP/GDP-forming] subunit alpha, mitochondrial-like. The record is from RefSeq and is a predicted model, not a curated record. Bases 50 to 1030 code for a protein of 326 amino acids. Lineage: Eukaryota; Metazoa; Echinodermata; Echinoidea; Temnopleuroida; Toxopneustidae. The transcript has 8 exons. Gene Ontology annotation, molecular function: succinate-CoA ligase (GDP-forming) activity; succinate-CoA ligase (ADP-forming) activity. Gene Ontology annotation, cellular component: mitochondrion; succinate-CoA ligase complex (ADP-forming). Gene Ontology annotation, biological process: tricarboxylic acid cycle.
UCUAAGCGCCUGUAGCAAUCAAUAGAUAUUGUAGGUGUGUGGAAAGAAAAUGGCGUCCGCUGGCAGAUUAUUUGCUCGAACUCUUGCCCUGACAAGGUUUGGUGCAAGAAAUUGUUACACAGAAACAAGACGUAAUCUAAGGAUUAACAAAGACACCAAGGUUAUCUGCCAGGGAAUCACAGGCAAACAGGGUGCGUUCCAUACAACUCAAGCCCUUGAGUAUGGUACUAAGAUGGUAGGAGGUGUUACACCAGGCAAGAGUGGCCAGGUAUCUUGUGGACUACCAGUCUUUGAUUCUUGUCAUGAGGCUAAAGAAAAGACUGGUUGUGAUGCAUCUGUUAUUUAUGUCCCUGCUCCGUUUGCGGCUGCUGCUGUUAUGGAAGCCAUUGAUGCAGAGAUCGGAUUGGUAGUCUGCAUCACAGAGGGUAUCCCACAACAAGACAUGGUCAAAGUUAAACAUAGACUUAUGAGACAAAAUAAGACCAGGCUUGUCGGACCCAAUUGCCCAGGAAUCAUUGCACCCGGAGCUUGUAAGAUUGGUAUCAUGCCAGGUCAUAUUCAUAAAGAAGGGAAGAUCGGUAUCGUCUCUCGAUCAGGAACACUCACGUAUGAAGCAGUCGCACAGACAACCGCUGUAGGUCUUGGCCAGACAUUGUGUGUUGGUAUUGGAGGAGAUCCUUUCAAUGGAACCAACUUUGUAGAUUGUUUAGAUAUCUUCCUUGAUGACCCUACUACCGAGGGCAUUGUAUUGAUUGGUGAGAUUGGUGGAGGAGCCGAAGAGAAGGCUGCAGAGUUCCUCAAGCAACAUAAUUCAGGUCCUGAUGCUAAGCCAGUAGCAGCAUUCAUUGCUGGUUUGACGGCUCCACCCGGCAGGAGAAUGGGACAUGCUGGAGCUAUCAUCUCAGGUGGAAAGGGUGGAGCUACGGAGAAGAUCCAAGCCUUGAAGGAUGCGGGUGUCGUCGUCACUAUGUCUCCAGCACAAAUGGGAACAACAAUACUUAAAGAAAUGGAAAAGAUUGGCCAGGCAUGAACCCUGUAGAAGAAGACAAGUUUUAACAACCAUCAUAUGAAUAGCAUUUCACUAUUUAAUAGGGAAAAUAUAUUCAUAUGGGAAUCAAAUUUUGAAAAUGAUAUCUGAUUUUCACAAACGAAAUAAUAAUAGGGUAUUAUAUCAAAGUUGUCUUGUAGAUUUGAAAUAUUUUGUGUGAUUUAUUGAUUUAGAUAUUAAUUGAAAUAUCCCUUCCUGUUAUCAAAUUUUAUCAAGUGAAUUGAAUGUAAACAUAACAAUAUAAAACGCAAAUUAAGUGGUAACUGAUGUAUGAUAUCAUCUACCCCAGCUUGAUGUUGAGCUCAAUCCAGGUACCCUGGUUUGCUACUUGUGUGCAUACAAACUUUGAAAAGUUAGCAAUGAAAAUGUAUUCAAAUUGAGUAAACCAUAUAUAACGCUGCCAGCAGCAGUUAUUACAAAGAGGAGAACUUGUCAAUGUACUUUUUCUUGAUUAUAUUAUAUGUGAAUUACAAUUUGAAGGUAAGAUUUGAAAUCAUUUUUCUAAGAAGUAAGAUGUUCUCAUCUUAUUGACAAGAUUGCAUGAGAAUACUAAUUAUCCAGUUGAUUGAAUACUUGUUCUGUAGCAUUCCACAAAGCCACAUAUGAAACAAAGAAAGAAUCUGGGGUGUUAAGAUCUGAAAGUUUUGCUCAUAUAUCCAUCAUGCAUUUUAUCUUGUCAAUUAUUUGAUCUCCUUCAAAGAAAUUGUGCGAGGCGAAAGUCACAGUUUUAUUAUGUAGACUGUACUCAUACAAACUUAACCUCAAUAUUUUAAAUAGAAAUAAUGUCAACCUCAAUAUAGAAAUGAGGUUGCAACAAAGUCCUGAAUAUAUGAUGGUUUCUGUAAAGAUGUACAGAUAUAUCACAGAUAUGCUUGGGGUCACUGAGCUUGCUUGUUAAGCCCAGGGUAUUAACAGCAACUAGGAGAAGAGAGAAAUAGUGAAGGAAAAUUGAGAUAUUUUCUCUUUUUAUGGUUGAAUAAAUUUAUUGUUCCAUUGUA